Messenger RNA from Salvelinus namaycush (lake trout), 1597 nucleotides. RefSeq names its product polypeptide N-acetylgalactosaminyltransferase 1-like. The record is from RefSeq and is a predicted model, not a curated record. Bases 1 to 1032 code for a protein of 343 amino acids. The transcript is spliced from 8 exons. NCBI's taxonomy places the organism in Eukaryota, Metazoa, Chordata, Actinopteri, Salmoniformes, Salmonidae. Gene Ontology annotation, cellular component: Golgi apparatus.
AUGGUAUCUUCAGUAAAGAUCAGUAAAGAUGGUAUCCUUCAGAAAACGGUGGUGUGUCCCAUCAUCGACGUGAUCAGUGAUGACACGUUUGAGUACAUGGCUGGUUCUGACAUGACCUACGGAGGCUUCAACUGGAAGCUGAACUUCCGCUGGUACCCUGUACCCCAGAGAGAGAUGGACCGCCGCAAGGGAGACCGCACUCUGCCCGUCCGGACUCCUACCAUGGCCGGUGGGUUGUUUUCUAUAGACAGAGAUUAUUUCCAGGAGAUAGGGACGUAUGACGCAGGUAUGGACAUUUGGGGAGGAGAGAACCUGGAGAUCUCCUUUAGGAUUUGGCAGUGCGGGGGGACGUUGGAGAUCGUGACGUGUUCUCACGUGGGUCACGUGUUCCGGAAGGCCACGCCCUACACGUUUCCAGGAGGAACGGGUCAGAUCAUCAAUAAGAACAACAGACGCCUGGCCGAGGUCUGGAUGGACCAGUUCAAAAACUUCUUCUACAUCAUCUCCCCUGGUGUGACGAAGGUGGACUAUGGUGACAUCACGUCUCGCUCGUCUCUGAGACAGAAGCUGCAGUGUAAACCUUUCAGCUGGUACCUGGAGAACGUCUAUCCUGACUCCCAGAUACCACGACACUACUACUCACUGGGAGAGAUCCGUAACGUGGAGACUAACCAGUGUCUGGACAACAUGGCCCGGAAGGAGAACGAGAAAGUUGGCAUCUUCAACUGCCAUGGCAUGGGAGGAAACCAGGUGUUCAGCUACACGGCCAAUAAAGAGAUCAGGACAGAUGACCUGUGUCUAGACGUGUCCAAACUCAACGGUCCUGUCAUGAUGCUCAAGUGUCAUCACCUCAAAGGAAACCAGCUCUGGGAGUAUGACCCCAUGAAGUUGACCCUGAUCCACGUCAAUAGUAACCAGUGUCUGGACAAGGCCAGUGAGGAGGACAGCCAGGUGCCCAGCGUCAGAGACUGCACACACACUCGCUCUCAACAGUGGCUGCUACGCAACGUCACGCUGCCUGAGAUCUUCUGACCGCCGCCCACCCACACACACACACACACACACACACUGACAGAGAGCGAGAGAGUGAGAGGAGGGAAGAGGAGGAGGGCAGAAGGGACAGUCCACGCUGAAUGGGAUGAAGCAGGCUAUCUCUGGGUCCUUCUAUGGCGGCUGGGAGAGAGAGAACAUGUUUGGACUCAAUGGAGGAGAGACAUACUUUUAUCAAGAGAGACUGGUGAUGUUUUAAAGAGAGAGAGAGACCUGCUCCUGGAGAGACAUGUUGUUAAAGAGAGAGAGAGAGACUCACAGAGAGAAACAAAGUUCUGUGUUGCUCACACCUUCCAUGGACAAGGCAGUCUUCCCAACGCUGCAAACUCAUCACUUAUGUUUACCUGACUGCCUGUAGUGUGUGCGUGUGUGUGAGCAAGUGCGUCUCAAGUAAAGGUGGCUCAUUAGUGAUUUUUUUAUUACAUUUUUUUUCAUUGAGUUUGGAAAUGAACUCUGGUGAACUCAUAUGAAGGAAGGGUGUGUGUGUGUGUGUGUGUGUGUGUGUGUGUGUGUGUGUGUGUGUGUGUGUGUGUGUGUGUGUGUGUGU